Elgaria multicarinata webbii is the source of this 716-nucleotide messenger RNA. RefSeq names its product microfibril associated protein 2 (gene MFAP2). The transcript has 8 exons. Gene Ontology annotation, biological process: embryonic eye morphogenesis. Bases 32 to 574 code for a protein of 180 amino acids. Lineage: Eukaryota; Metazoa; Chordata; Lepidosauria; Squamata; Anguidae. Gene Ontology annotation, cellular component: microfibril. The record is from RefSeq and is a predicted model, not a curated record.
CAGCAGCAGCACGGCUCCCAUCCAUCCCAGCAUGAGGGCUCUGCGUCUCCUCCUCCUCUGCCUGCCAGCGCUCCUGGCUCAAGGCCAGUAUGACCUCGAGGACCCGGCCUACCACGACACGCCGUACCUCCCUUACGAAAUAGAAAGUCCAGAUUAUUACGAUUAUGCCGGGAACGACAUCUCCCCCCAGACCCCGGAAGAGCAGUACCAGUACCAGUACCAAUCCCAGCAGCAGAACCAGCACGAAGUCAUCCCUGCCCCAACCCCAGAUAUUCCGGAGACAGAGCCCACCGAACCAGGGCCGCUCGAUUGCCAAGAGGAGCAGUAUCCCUGCACAAGGCUCUACUCGGUCCACAGACCUUGCAAGCAGUGCUUGAACGAGAUCUGCUUCUACAGCCUCCGCCGGGUUUACGUGAUCAAUAAGGAGAUCUGUGUCCGUACGGUGUGCGCCCAUGAAGAACUCCUGAGAGCUGACCUCUGUCGCGACAAGUUCUCCAAGUGUGGCGUCAUGGCCAGCAGCGGCCUUUGCCAGUCCCUGGCAAGCACCUGCGUGCGAAGCUGCGGCGGCUGCUAAGCAGGGGCGGUGGCGGCGGAUGCUGCAGCGUGAGGGGGCCCGCUCCGCACUGUGGGCACCAUGGCGGCGCCAGCUGCGGUUCUGUCAACGGCCACGGGAGGAACGCAAGCAACCGGGCCUGAUGGGCUCCUCCACCACUGCC